AUGGGUAAAUGGACAGAUAAAUUAUACAUCACACACUCAGAAUGGAGUGGAGAGGUUGGUCAACAUUCAGCUUCUACGGGUAUUACUGGACACAAAUCCUCUGGAGGAUUCAAGCGCUUGCCUUUUUAUUGCUGUUCACUUUCCCUUCAGCCAUUUGAACAUCCUGUGUGUACACCUGAAGGAAUCGUAUUUGAUCUAGUUAAUAUUAUUCCUUAUAUCAAAAAGUACGGCACAAACCCAGUAACUGGAGAAAAGUUAGAAGCAAAGAAUCUGAUCAAGCUCAACUUUUUCAAGAAUGACAAGGAUGAAUAUUAUUGUCCUGUUACAUAUAAAGUAUUUUCAGACCACACGGCGAUCGCAGCUAUCAAGACAAGUGGCAAUGUUUUUGCAUAUGAUACCAUUGAAAAACUCAACGUCAAAGCAAAGCAUUGGAAGGAUUUAUUAACUGAUGAACCAUUUACGAGAAAGGAUAUCAUCAUGAUUCAGGAUCCUCACAACCUAGAAAACAAGGACAUGUCAAAAUUUGAUUAUCUCAACAAGAACAAGCGUGUGGUCAAUGCAGCUGAAGAACUUGAGAAACGAAAGCCUAUCAACAAUAUAAACGUUGCUGGGAUGGGAAAUACAAAAAAAGUAUUUGAAGAGUUACAAAAAAAGAAUAAUACCGAAACGAGUGAAACAGCGGUUGAAAAGAAGACGGCACCAACUUCAUUCCAUCAAAAGAAAGCUACCUUACCUUACAAUGCUGCACAUUAUACAACAGGUGAAGCUGCCGAGUCAUUUACUUCUACUGCUUUGAGUACAUACACUGCUAGUACAAGAGCACUCAUUGACGAAGAAGAGUUUAUGUACAAAAAGAUCAAAAAGAAGUCUUAUGCACGCAUCAUUACCAAUUAUGGUAACAUCAAUGUCGAACUACACAGUGAUAAGGUUCCACGGACCUGUCAUAAUUUCGUGCAACUUGCAAAAACUGGAUACUAUAACAAUGUCAUUUUCCAUAGAAACAUAAAAAACUUCAUGAUCCAAGGAGGCGAUCCUACAGGAACAGGUAAAGGGGGAGAAAGUAUUUGGAAAAGAUCUUUUCCUGACGAGAUCAAGACUACACUCACUCAUAAUACCCGUGGCGUGUUGAGUAUGGCCAAUAAGGGCAAGGAUACCAAUGGAUCACAAUUUAUGACCAGCUUUAUUACCUAUGCUGCUGCUCCUCAUUUGGAUGGACAGCAUACAGUAUUUGGUAAAGUGGUAGGAGGACUAGAUGUACUUGCUAAACUAGAAGCAGUACCUGUGGAUGAAAAAGACAGGCCUGAAAGAGAGAUCAAGAUAAAGGAAAUUCAAGUGUUUGUGGAUCCAUUUGAAGAAUAUCAGCGAAGACUGAAAAACAAACUGGCUCAUGAAGCUAAUGCAGAAGCAGAGAAUGAGGAAAUGCAAAAAAGGCGCGAGAAAGAAGAAAAGAUGGGCUGGUUUGGACCGAGCGUGUCAAAGAAAGCAGAAGGUGGAGUUGGUAAAUACUUGCAGCAGAGCUUGGCGAAAAGAAAUAGCAGCGAAAUGAGCAAAGAAGAACAAGAAACGGCACAAAAGAAGUUAAAGACAAGUAGCACAUAUGGAAAUUUUGAUAAUUUUUAA
This is a messenger RNA of Rhizopus microsporus ATCC 52813, 1620 nucleotides long. RefSeq names its product peptidyl-prolyl cis-trans isomerase-like 2. Bases 1 to 1620 code for a protein of 539 amino acids. The transcript is spliced from 6 exons. Gene Ontology annotation, biological process: protein peptidyl-prolyl isomerization; protein folding; protein polyubiquitination. Gene Ontology annotation, molecular function: peptidyl-prolyl cis-trans isomerase activity; ubiquitin-ubiquitin ligase activity. The record is from RefSeq and is a predicted model, not a curated record. Lineage: Eukaryota; Fungi; Mucoromycota; Mucoromycetes; Mucorales; Rhizopodaceae. Gene Ontology annotation, cellular component: catalytic step 2 spliceosome.